Molecule: messenger RNA, 3799 nt
Organism: Talpa occidentalis (Iberian mole)
Lineage: Eukaryota; Metazoa; Chordata; Mammalia; Eulipotyphla; Talpidae
Gene: CUNH8orf48
Product: chromosome unknown C8orf48 homolog
Source: RefSeq, a predicted model, not a curated record
UUAAUCCUACAAAGAGCUAGCAAGGCCAGCGAGGCGGAACUUCCUUAACCCAAGACCCGAGAAGCUGUGAUUUUGGAAAAGUACCAGCUCUUCGGAAUGCUGCAGCAAAAGAGUUACUCAAGAUGAAGCUGGAGAAAUAGGUAGGAGCCUUGUCAAAAAGGUGCCGUGGGAAUUCAGAAAUUCUGGUUUCAGUAUUUCCAUUUUUAGCCAUACUUGGUGUACAAAUAAGUGAUCUCCUGGCAUAGGCUUGGCGGACUUGUUCGUGCCCGUGCUUUUUGGCAACUAUGGGGCUUUUUUGAGUUUGGAUGCCUAGUGGCCUCACACAUUUAUAUCUGUUUGAUUUUGCAAGCGCCACCUUCGUUCAAGAACUGUUAGAUCGCGUAUACUUAAAACUGCAAAAAGAGGGGGUCAAAGCACAACAACCGGAGAGGGCGGGCCCGAGAACCCCGGGGCUGCAGAGGCUGCGCGGUCGGAGAACUGCGGGGGCGGGAAGAGGCGGAGCGCUGCGCCGGCGACCCACUGCGCAUGACUGUCCCGCGUUGCUAAGGCAGCGGGAAAGGCGUCACCAGGAAGUGGAGCCCUGCUUAACUGUUAGCAGCAAGAUCCCUGGCCUGUGGACGCAGGGCUGAUUAGGUCCUGAGCCAUCGUGACCACAGCAAAGCAGAUGAGAAGCCGAAUCUGAUGCAGUGUGAUGACCAUCUGUCCAGAAGCCCAAGGAUUCUUAAAAAACAAAGGGAAUUGGGCUCAUAUGGACCUCAGUGCUACAACAGACCUUUCUGAUAAUGAGACCUCCAAGUCCUUUACUGAUGAAGUACAGAGUUCCAGUACUUUUAGCUCCUCUGGAGAACUGCAUUCCUGGCCCCAUGCCUCCGGGCACAAACUUGAAAAUGAAAGCCCAAAUACCUGCUUGGAACAAGAAGACAAUCAGUCUGAAGUUUCAGACUUGAACAAUCAUGAAAAGAAGUUGAGUAGAAAAUGGAUCAGUUACCUCAAGAGCAAAGAGACUCACUCUGGACAGUACCAUUCAGACACUAGGCUUCAAACAGAAAUCAGUCAGGUAUCUGAUGAAGAAUUGAGUGCCCUGCAGUCUUUUUGCAUUAACAAGAUAAACCUGAUGCAUCAUAGAGUGAACUCUCAAAAGAACAGACAUAAAAAGUUGCAGCUUCGAUCAGAUAUAGCGGUUCCAGAGAUAGAUGUGUUGAACUGCAUUGUCCCAGAUGAUCUUCUGAACAGAGUUUAUUUAAAAAGCAUGAUGACAACACUAAAACAGGUGACAACAGCUAAACAACAUGUUACUUCACAGUGUCCUAAUUGUAACAGAAAAAGAGCAGAACUGGCUCAGUCUGCCUUUCUAAAACAAAAAAAGACUUUACUGGAAUCACUUCUACUUCAAGAGAAAAUAGAUGAGUAUCUUCAUACUAAAGACUUUCUUAGCCUUAUUGGAGAAGUACAUCAAGAUCUUCCCAGGCCUUCAGAUGACCCUAGAAUAAUCUGGAAAAGACUUAAUGAGAAACGUGCGAUUGGAUUCUCUGAUUUUAAAAAGUCUACAGAGCAGAUGAAGUAGGAUGGAAAUAGGACUUGUGAUUCACCUUUUCCUCUAUCACUUCUCAAAUCACUUACUCUAACCAAACAGGAGAUGGUGUUAAUGAUAAUGUGUAAUGUAGUUAGAUGUUCCUGUUGUACAUUUAAAUAAUUACCAUUUCUACAGGCAAUUUAGAAACUAACUUAAGACUUGACUUUGCUUCUUUCAUAGAUUUACAAAGACUACAAACUUUGUUUCCAGUGCUUAUUUCAGAUAGAAGGCAGCAUUGUUAAUGAAAUAGUUACAAAGCUUUUCCAACAAUCUAGAAGAGCCAUGUUGGUAGUUCAGACUAGGAUUUUGAUGGUACAGAGAGAAGUGCAGAGAUGUAAGAGAUACUUAAGAAGUAAUAAUUGACAGGCUCUGGGAAGAAGUAGAUAUGGGGAUUUUAAAAAGGUAAAUAUUAAGAAUGUGACUAAGUUUCUGACAUGCACUUGAAUGAAUGAUAAUUUUAUUAAUAUUGGCACAUUGGGAGAAGAUCAUGUUUGAUAAGAGUGAUUAAUAGUGUGAUUAUUUAGGCAUGGUUUUAGGUAUAUUUGAGCUACGCAUGCUGAGAUGUUGAGGAAACAGUUGGUUUUCUGUGCUUGCUGUCUAGAGGAAAGCUAUGGCCUAGAGAUUUGAAAUAAAGGAUGAGCAGUGGAGGGGGCAUAAUUAGUUGGAAAUUGUAGUCAUAAAUGUGGUAAGCUCUGCUGGGUGACAUUAGAGUGUUGAGAAAAGGGUUAUUACCAAUUCCUGAGAAAUUCAACAAUUACUGGUUAGGUAGGGGGGAUAUGCAAGGAAAGGAGGUUGGGAAGAAAUCAUAAAAGUAGGAUAAAGGAAACUGGGAAUGUGUUGUGUUGUAGAGGCCAAAGAAAGACUAUUUCAAGAAGGGUGAGUUGUCUAAGUAUGCCACUGCAGUAGAAAGUUUGCAUUUAGUCAUUGUGCACUGUUGACCUUAGCAACAGCCUCUACACUUACAGAAAUCAUACAAAACGAUUAGGAAAUAAAUGUGGUUAGGAAAUGAAGAAUGUACAGACUAUUCAUAAAGAUUAUAUGAAUCUUUUGUGUUCAUUGUAAUUUGUAUUCUAAUAAGAAAAAUCAUCCCCUGAAGAAUAGCAUGGUAUUUUGAAAAUGCAUUUUUGUCAAAAAUUUAAAUGGCAUUCUGAGAAAUCAUAUUUGUUAUUUAUUUUCUCUGUAAAAUUAUUAACCCUUAUUAACCCUUAAAUUAGUAAAGAUGCCUUGAGGUCAUUUUUCUACAUAAUGAACCCAAAUCCUUGCCGACACUUAACUCUCCAUUAAAAAAAUUACAACACCUUAGUAGGUGUGACAUGGUAUUUCAUUUUGUUUUUGGUUUGCAUUUUCAUAAUGACUAAUGAUGUUGAGUAUCACUUAUGCUUUUAGCCAGUGUGUAUCUUCUUCAUCUGUUUUGUUUAGUUGUAGGAGUUAUUUUUACAUUUUGGAUAUAAAACCCUUAAAUAAAUUGCAAAUAUUGUCUCCCAUUCUAUGGUAGUCUUUUUAGUCUACUGGUAAUGUACUUUGGCACACACAACAAAUCGUUAUCAAGUUUAAGGUCAUGUAAAUAUGUUCUCAGAUUUCUGUAGUCUUCCAUCUUAUGUUUGGAUCUUUAAAACAUUUUAAGCUAUUUUUUUGUUCAUUGCAUGAGAUAAGAUUUCAUUCUUUUGCAUGUGGAUAUCCAGUUUUCUCAGCAUCAUUGUUGAAGAGACUAUUUUUAUUGAAAGGUCUUGUUACCCUUGUUGAAAGCCAGUUCACCAUAAAUAUGAGCAUUUAUUUUGGACUCAUUAAAUUCCAUUGAUCUGUACUAAUAUCCUUUCACCAGUACCACACCAUUUUGUUGUACUUUAUUGUUGGUUUUGAAAUCAGUAUGUGUGAAAUCUUUGUCUGUGUUCUUUUCCAAGAUUGUUUCGUCUCUUCAGGAUCCCUUAAUAUUACUUAAAAUUUUUAGGAUGUGAUUUUCAUUUCUGCGAAGAACACCAUUGGGGUUUCAAUAAGAAUUGUAUUAAUCUGUAUAUUGCUAAUAGUAUUACUGUCAUCUUAACAAUAUAAAACCUUAGGAUCCAUUCAUAGGGGAUGUCUUUUUUAUUUAGUUAGCUCUUAAUUUCUUUCAGCAAUGUUUUGUAGCUUUCUGUGUACAAGUUAUGUGCCUCCUUUUUUGAAUUUAUUCCUAAGUACUUUGUUCUUUUGGUUGUGAGUGGAUUUUUUUGGGAUGUUCAUUGCUAAUGC